AACUUCUCCUAUUUUUUUCACCUCCCCAUUUUCUCUCCUGCGAACCCCAUGGCCGGAAUCGGAACCGCCCAAAACCACAGCUCCGACCACUCACUCUUUCGCACCUGAAAAAACAAAAACAAACCCCCCUAUGGGUAGAGCCUUCAAGUGGUUCCGCGGCCUUCUGGGUCUCAAAAAACCCGACCCGACACCCGAGCCCCCCCGGCCCAGGCCCAAAUGGCGCUUCGCCAAGUCCUACAGAGACAAGCACAAACAAAGCCUCCCCCAGGACGACCACGCCGUCGCCGUCGCUGCCGCCACGGCUGCCGUCGCCGAAGCCGCCGUCGCGGCCGCCCAGGCUGCAGUCGCCGUCGUCAAGCUCACCAGCAGCGGCCGGAGCGUGGCGGCCUACUUCCACGACGGCCACUGCGACUGGGCGGCGAUCAAGAUACAGGCUGCAUUCCGAGGAUUUCUGGCGAGGAAGGCGCUGAGAGCGUUGAGAGGGUUGGUGAGACUUCAGGCUUUGGUUCGGGGCCAUAUCGAGAGGAAGCGAACGGCUGAAUGGAUACAGCGAAUGCAGGCGUUGUUAAGGGCACAGGCACGCGCACGAGCAGGGCGGAGUCAAUCUUCUGAGGUUUUGCAUUCAGAGAUUAAGUCUUCUAGCUUCUCUCCUCUGGAUCCAGCUACCCCAGAGAAAUUUGAACACAGCCCACAUACUAAGAGCAGCAGGUUUAAACAGAUGCAGAGGAGUGGGUCGAGAUUCACAACUAUUGAUGUUGAGAAGAUUGAUAGAAUCCUUGAAAUUGAGAAUGAGAAAACUCACUUCAGAUUGAAACCCAAGAAUCUGUUUAGUUCCAUCAAACUUGCUCUAUCUUCUGAGCUGCCUUCAAAAGAGCCUGCAACUGCAGCUUAUCAUUCUGUUGUGCUCACUCCAUUUUGCUAUGAAACCCAAUGUUUUAGUCCAUUGAAAUUCUCUCAUGAAGUUGAGGAGAGCUCCUUCUUCUCUGUCUCAUCGAAGGGUGCUAGUACAAUAAAGAAAAGCCCCUUCACUCCGACCAAGAGUGACAGUUCGAGGAGCUAUUUCAGCGGUGACUUGGAACACCCAAGCUACAUGGCCUGUACUGAAUCUUCAAGAGCCAAAAUUAGAUCUCACAGUGCCCCUAGACAGCGGCCUCAGUACGAAAGAUCGAGUUCGGCAAAGCGGGGCUCUGUGUAUGGCUUUGGGGAAUCAAGAUUGACUGCACAACAGGUAUCAACAUUGCAGUCGAAUUUUGUUGGGAAAGCCUACCCCGGUUCUGGUCGCCUGGACAAACUCGGGAUGCCUGUGGGUUACCAAUACUGAUGCUUUCUAAUUUCUCAUUCCUACCCCCUCUACUUUACAAGAGUGGUAGCCUUAUCUUGCUAACUUAUAUUAGUCGUCCUAAUAAUUAAUAUGCAAGGAUCGGAUUCAAACUUUGACACCCGAGGAACAGACAAGUUUUCAGUCUUAGAGGCUAGAACUAGAAAGACAUAUCAUUGUUCUUAGAAUUGAAGUUUUUCAUGUCAGUAGGUUUCUUUAUCCAUGGUAAUGUAUGUUCUGUUGUUCUGUUUC
This is a messenger RNA of Momordica charantia (bitter melon), 1570 nucleotides long. It is a transcript of the gene IQD22, whose product is annotated as IQ-domain 22. Gene Ontology annotation, molecular function: protein binding. NCBI's taxonomy places the organism in Eukaryota, Viridiplantae, Streptophyta, Magnoliopsida, Cucurbitales, Cucurbitaceae. The record is from RefSeq and is a predicted model, not a curated record.